UACAGAGAACCAAACUAUAUCAUCUUCUAUUGUAUUGCCUGGAAUCUGAUUGUAUUGGGAAUGGCCUGUGCAAUAAGAUAGGUAAGAACAACCAUCCAUUUAAAGUUACAGGACCUUCAAAUAUCGACCUAAAAACCUAAGGGGGUUAAGGAUAGUUUCUUCUUCUUUAAAACCUACGCUUCAGUCUCACACUAAGUGCGCUACUUCGAUAAUGGCGGCUAGAGCUUUCAAAGCCCCUGAAGUCGAUCUCUUCUCACACCCAUUAUUCUCUUCUGCUUCAAAAUCCAGCUCUCUUAAAACUCCAACUCUCGCCUUCCCUUCUACCAACCCCAAAAUUAAAAAAUCAAUAUGUCUCAGUUCAUCUUCAAGUGUCAGUGCCGUUACCCCAGCCGAGUUCCGCGUCGACAUUCUCUCUGAAUCGCUUCCCUUCAUUCAAAAAUUCCGCGGAAAGACCAUAAUCGUCAAAUUUGGUGGCGCCGCCAUGAAGCCCAACCAAAGCGGGAAUCUCCUGGCCUCCUUCGUGAAAGACAUCGUCCUUCUCUCUGUCGUCGGCCUCCGUCCUGUCCUUGUCCACGGUGGCGGCCCGGAGAUAAAUUUCUGGCUCAAACGCUUCGGAAUCGAGCCGCUCUUUCGUGAUGGCCUCCGUGUCACCGACGCCAACACCAUGGAAAUCGUCUCAAUGGUGUUAGUCGGCAAGGUCAACAAAAACCUCGUCUCCCAAAUCAACAAAGCCGGCGCCACAGCCGUCGGGCUCUCCGGCAUGGACGGCCGGCUCUUCAUGGCCCGCCCCAGCCCGAACGCCGCUCAAUUAGGCUUCGUCGGAGAAGUGGCCCGGGUGGACCCAACCGUGAUCGAACCAUUGGUGAAGAACGGGCACAUCCCAGUGAUUGCAUCAGUAGCGGCGGACGAGCUGGGGCAGUCGUAUAACAUCAAUGCCGACACUGUGGCGGGGGAAUUGGCGGCAGCUUUGGGCGCUGAGAAGCUAAUUCUGCUGACAGACGUGGCGGGAAUUCUGGAGAACAAAGAGGACCCGGGAAGUUUAGUGAAGGAGGUAGAUAUAAAAGGGGUGAAGAAAAUGAUUGAGAAUGGGACGGUGGGCGGAGGAAUGAUUCCGAAAGUGAAUUGCUGUGUGAGGUCACUGGCUCAGGGCGUUAAAACGGCAAGUAUCAUUGAUGGACGAGUUGAACACUCUUUGCUUCUUGAGAUUUUGACUGAUCAAGGCGCCGGAACCAUGAUUACUGGCUAAGUUAUUCUUGUUUUCUGUAAUAUUGCCCAUUUCAAUGGGACACUUAAAGAAAUUAAAUAAAAAAAUGCUCUCUUGAUUCUCUA
Molecule: messenger RNA, 1329 nt
Organism: Mangifera indica (mango)
Lineage: Eukaryota; Viridiplantae; Streptophyta; Magnoliopsida; Sapindales; Anacardiaceae
Product: acetylglutamate kinase, chloroplastic
Exons: 1
Coding region: 212-1246 (344 amino acids)
Biological process (GO): L-arginine biosynthetic process
Cellular component (GO): cytoplasm; chloroplast thylakoid
Molecular function (GO): acetylglutamate kinase activity; ATP binding; arginine binding
Source: RefSeq, a predicted model, not a curated record